UACAAUCUUGACUUUGUAGUACUGCCAAUGACACAUGCUAAAUAGAAAACAAUUUUAAAAUAAAAACUAUUUUUGUUGAUAUUGUCAAAGAAAUAUCUUGUCGUUAAAUUCCUUGAUGAAGAUAAUUCGUUUCAAGAGGUUCCAACAAUAUGGCUUACAUAUGAAAACACUCAAUUAUUUUGCUACAUAAAUACUUUUAGUUCAAUUUACUAAAUGAAAUGAAAAAAAUAUUACUAAUAACUUUAAUAUUCUUAGAGUGCUAUGAAGAGGCUCGAGAUGCAGCAGACAAAUCUUCUGUAGAAGUUGACGACAAAGAGGAGGAUGAUUGCCGUCGCAGAGUAAUAAAACCACCAUCUCGUUACACUGAAGAUUUCGUUUCUGAUUGUGAAAUUCCUCCAAAUAAUAACAAUAAUUUUGACAGUGAAAAUUUGUCAAUUGAAGAUUUAAACAAAUCUAACUCAGAUGAAAAAUUAAAAGAUAAUGAUGUUAACUUAGCUGAAAAAGUUGUAACACUUGUCAAUGAAGAAGUGCUAAACGUAGCAGAUGUUAACAAAAAUAAAUCAAGUGAUCUUCAUAAUCCAGAAUCUGAGAAUGAUAAUAAUGAUCCGGAUGUACUUUUGAAUAAUGGAAAUAACCAGAAUGAUUUAUUAAAAAUUAAUACUGACUAACGUAUUUUGAAACAGCGAUUACAUGAUGGCAUUGACAAAGAGAAUUUCAUUUUAGACCUAUCCGAUUUUGAAGAAAAUGAAAAUCUAUCAGAUUAUUUCAUGUCAAUUGAAAGAAUAUUAACAACUAUAAAUUUAUAUCUUAAAAGUAUUGAAGAUCGUUUGCAAAUUUUGGAACGUGUUCAUCUUGAACAAACAGCACCAAAACCUUUAUCUCUUGACUUAAUCAAUUCAAAGUUACCACUACAACAAGUUGGAGAAAUUACGGAAUUUGAGAAUCUAUUGUUAAAAAAUGAAGAUGCAGUAAAACAAUUCAAAUACAUUGUUUCAAUUGCCGGUGGUAAUUCUCAUAAAGAUACAGUUGCACGAGUUCUGACAAAAGUGUUUACGAAUACUUGUGCAGAAUUAUGUUCCUGGGCAGGACAACAGGGUAAUUUCGCCGUUCAGAAAUUGCAUCUCAUAGUACUUACUAGAGAUACCUUAUAUUAUACGUCAACUAUGCAGGAAGCAGAGUUCGAGGCAAACGUUAAAGAAUGGUUUAGACUUGCUGGUCAAAGAAAACGACGGGAGAAAACUGCUCUUCACUAAAUUUAAAAUUUUCUUAAGUACUUAAUAAUUCAAUUUAAAUACUACGUUUGUUAAAAUUUUUUAUUAAAAUAAUAUUAUCUUUUACGUAUUGUUAUC
This is a messenger RNA of Leptopilina heterotoma, 1349 nucleotides long. RefSeq lists its product as uncharacterized. The coding region runs from base 768 to 1253 and encodes 161 amino acids. NCBI's taxonomy places the organism in Eukaryota, Metazoa, Arthropoda, Insecta, Hymenoptera, Figitidae. The transcript has 5 exons. The record is from RefSeq and is a predicted model, not a curated record.